Trichoderma asperellum CBS 433.97 is the source of this 492-nucleotide messenger RNA. Lineage: Eukaryota; Fungi; Ascomycota; Sordariomycetes; Hypocreales; Hypocreaceae. The record is from RefSeq and is a predicted model, not a curated record.
AUGACUCUGUACACUUCGCCUACUCUUUCCAGAAGAAGCGAGGCCAGUCUUGGCUCCAAAGGUUCGAGACCUAUUAGUUCAAACGAAUAUUUAUGUAUGUAUGCUUACUUUGAAACCGCCAAGCUGGGUGGUUUACUGGACCUCGCUCUGUGGCUAUUUGCCUCGCUCAACCGUCGUGAACUUUCUGUGCCCCUCCUCCCGGUCCAUCGGUGGGUGGCCCCAUCGCCGACCACCCGUAAGACGCAUGCCUGUUCAUUUAUUAAUGUUCCUCCACCGAAAAGAGCUUGCAGCUAUCGAAAAAGAAGCAGAAAGAAAAGAAACCCACGGGAGCUAGUCGCAAAGUGCCCCAUUGCGUCAGAGAGACUCGAAUUGCAAAAUGCGCACGGCCAGCCAAUGAGGCGACGAGCUCAGCACGCAAUCGCGGCGCCUUGCCGCUUUGAGGACCACCUUAGACCAGGCACUUGGCGCGGAUCGUGGGGUUCACUGCUGUAG